AAACUUGAGCAUUACAACGCGUAAUCGUUGUAAGGAUCCAGAUUGGGGGAGAGCUGCCUUACGCAACCAUAUACCUCCUUUGGUAAUACUUUGUGGAAAUCCUUGAUUGAACGUUGAAUACCUUUACUACGUUACAAGAUGGGAGGCGAACAAUCUUCCCUAAGUAAAGUAUGGUCUGCUGUGAGCUGGUGGCUACCUGGAUGGGAAGAUGACCUGGAAAAAGAUAAAAUUGGUUUAACAUCACGUCAAAGAAAAUCUGUUGUUCAAAUGUGGACAGAAGUUAAUAAGAAUAAAAUUUACAUCGGAUGUCAAAUAUUUGUAAAGCUAUUUAUUAAAUAUCCAGAGACGAGGCAAAUGUUUCCCUCUCUUCGUAAAUUAACUUUCGAUGAGACCUUCGCAAAAAGUCCAAAAUUACGUGCACAUUCGGGACGAUUUAUGGGAUUGCUGUCAACGUGUAUUGAGAACAUUAAUGAGCCCGAAAUGUUCGAACAGCUCUUAAUCGGUCUAGCUACAUCUCACCAUCGAUUUAAGGUUAAAACAACCGACUUCCAGGCUCUUGGUCCAUUAAUUGAUGAUGCGUUUGAGGAGUCUCUUGGUGGAGAAUUUUCAAAAGAAAGAAGAAUAGCCUGGAACAUAUUUGCUGAGUACAUGUUUAAUAUAAUAAAUACUGAACUACUAGCAAUCGAGAGCCAACACGAGGAAAUGUGAUAUACAGUUUAUAUUAUGUGUUUGAGUAUCGAGGUAGGUUUAUACCGACCACGUGCUCCAUGGAGAAACCGUAUUAAACAUUAAAUAUAUUGUAGGCAUUCACGGCUGUCUAGUUACUGUGUAGUUGUAGGCCUAUGGAUCGUCUUACUAAGUAUAUUUUAUAUGAUGUGGGAGGCCUAGUAUAAAUAUGUAUAUUUCAACCAACUAUGUUUCAUAUCAUGUUUUAAUUUGCUUGAUACUUGUUGGCGUGUGGGCCCAGAUACUACCGGCAAACCAACGACGAUUAAUUAUUUUAAAGAAUCAUAUAUUUAAUCGAUGAAUUUUAGACGUUAGAGAUUAAAGCUAUACCACCAGGGGACCUUAAUGAUUUUAAUAAUGUUUGAAAUUCCUGCCUAUAUACAACACUGAUAGUAAGUGCGAAUUAUGACAGUUCUACUCACGAACUUGCUGCAGUACUGUUUCUUUGCCCAUUUUAAGUAUUUUUCAUCUGAUUAAUAGCCUAUUCACAAACAUGUUUGUCUUUUGUUAUUCACUGCUACAGUACCGUACCAUUUCUCAUAAUUUUUGCUCGUUUUAAGCAUUUUUUACUCUAAUUGAUAGCCUACUCACAAACAUGUUUGUCUUUUGUUAUUUUCUGCGGCAGUACGGUACCAUUCCUUAUAUUUUUGCUCCUUUUAAGCAUUUUUUACUCUAAUUGAUAGCCUAUUCACAAACUUGUUUGUCUUUUGUAAUUCUCUGCUGUAGUACUUCUUUUUUUUUUUUGGCUCAUUUUAAGUAUUUUCUUGACUCAUAAAUUCAUGUGCUGACUAUCAACUAUCUCAGAAACAACCUUUUGUUUGAUUUAAAUUAUUUCCACAGAUCUUCAUUCAAGCUUCAUUUUACAUGUUAGUUUCAUCUUCAAUUUUACCAUUACUUAAUUGAUACUCCAAUGUAACUUUACUUAAUUCCUACAUUUUAAUACAAAGUUUUACAUUAUUAAUGAUUUGAAUUUUUUUGACAAAUGAUCUAUAUUUUAUCUUUAUUGUUGAUAAUUGUGAUAUUUUUAAUAUCUAGGGGAACCACUCGAUAGUUGGUUUAGUUCGCUUUUUUGGUUUUCCUCUCUUGUUGUUUCUCAUUGCAUCUGUUUGUUCUUCCUUUUUGAAUAUUUUUGAGAGAAAUAAAUGAAAUGAAAUUAA
Messenger RNA from Anneissia japonica, 1883 nucleotides. RefSeq names its product cytoglobin-like. NCBI's taxonomy places the organism in Eukaryota, Metazoa, Echinodermata, Crinoidea, Comatulida, Comatulidae. Gene Ontology annotation, biological process: oxygen transport. The transcript is spliced from 5 exons. Bases 139 to 708 code for a protein of 189 amino acids. The record is from RefSeq and is a predicted model, not a curated record. Gene Ontology annotation, molecular function: oxygen binding; heme binding; iron ion binding.